AUGUCGGAGAUAAACCAAACAAUUUGGGGGAGUCAAGAAACAACAAAGCAAAAAUGGGAUGGUGAUGUGAAGAAAGAAAAAGAAGAAACAAAGCAAAGAAUCAUUCGAAGGGCGGCUUGGUCUCUCCUGUUAGUUAUUCCCUUUCAAGGGUUUGUUAAAAGAAAGUGUGAAAAAAGUAAAGCAGGAUUCUUGUGGUGUAGUGAGCUUACUUUUUAUCCAUCUGUCCAGCUCACAGGAGAUAAUAAAGCUAUUUUUAUUCAAAAAAGACCAGGGUUUGGAAAGGGGUUUGCUUUAGUUCUGAUUCUAGAACAGUUUUUACGAUGGGUUUGUUGUAACCUCCAUUUAAAGCCUUCUUCAUCACUUCCACUUCGGAUGAUUUUGAUCAGAAUUCGAGUUGGGUUUCUAGGGUUUCGAUAA
Molecule: messenger RNA, 417 nt
Organism: Lactuca virosa
Lineage: Eukaryota; Viridiplantae; Streptophyta; Magnoliopsida; Asterales; Asteraceae
Source: the annotation of a GenBank genome assembly